AUGAAAUACCUGCGUUUAGUCUUCAAACAAUGCUAGAGAAGCACAUUGGACCAAUUCCUCGAGCUAAUACACUGAUGAAGAAAACAGCGACAUCUAAUAACAGUUAUAUCAGAGAAACAAACGCUAACUUUACAGGACUGCAUCGAAAGAUCCGUGUGCUUUGUUUUGUACUUACAACACAUGUAAGCUUGACACUGAAGGCUGAACAUGUUAGACGAACAUGGGGACAUAAGUGCAACAAACUUUUAUUCUUCAGUUCUAAAACAGACGAUACAUUUCCUGCAAUAGGACUUGACACAGAGGAAGGCUAUCUAAAAUUAAGUGGAAAAACAUUGCACGCAUUAACUUACAUAUUUCAAAAUCAUUUCAACGACGCCGAGUGGUUUUUAAAAGCAGAUGAUGAUACUUUCGUAAUUUUAGAAAAUCUUAGAUACUUCUUAUCGGACAAAGACCCAAACACACCAGUCUUCUUUGGCCACCGUUUUAAAACCAUAUUAAAACAAGGUUUUACAAGCGGAGGUGCGGGUUAUGUAUUAAGUAAAGAAGCGUUAAGUUUGUACGGUAAAUAUGGCCAAGAUCCUAAAUUGUGCAAUACAAGUUAUGCAGCUGAAGAUGUUGAUUUCGGUGCUUGCAUGCAAAGCAUUGGUGUUCGUCUUGGGAAUUCAACUGAUAAGUAUGGUCGAAGUAGAUUUCACUGCUUUCAUCCAGAAGCUCACGUGAUUGGCCAGUACCCGUCAUGGUAUAAACCAUAUGACGCUAAUGGAGCUAAAAUGGGAGAAGAAUCAAUGAGUGACUAUGCAGUAUCAUUCCACUAUGUCCCUCCCCAGGACAUGUACCUGUUCCAUUAUCUUAUAUAUCAUCUACAUCCUCAUGGAAUAGUUUAUAAUGAUAAAUAAGACCAUAUACUUCAAGUAACAUGUCGGCAGUAAUCUCAGGAUUGCAAAAGUAAUGUAAGGAUUGCAAUAGUAAUCUAAGGAUUGUUACAGUAAUUUAAUGAUUGUAAAAGUAAUGUAAGGAUUGCACUAGUAAUAGUAUACUACGGAUUGCAAUAGUAAUCUAAUGAUUGCAGUAGUAAUCUACGGAUUGCAAUAGUAAUCUAAGGAAUGCAGUAGU
Ruditapes philippinarum (Manila clam) is the source of this 1113-nucleotide messenger RNA. Its product is annotated as glycoprotein-N-acetylgalactosamine 3-beta-galactosyltransferase 1-like. The annotation marks the transcript as partial. The transcript has 3 exons. Gene Ontology annotation, cellular component: membrane. Gene Ontology annotation, molecular function: N-acetylgalactosaminide beta-1,3-galactosyltransferase activity. The record is from RefSeq and is a predicted model, not a curated record. NCBI's taxonomy places the organism in Eukaryota, Metazoa, Mollusca, Bivalvia, Venerida, Veneridae.